Molecule: messenger RNA, 1089 nt
Organism: Aspergillus aculeatinus CBS 121060
Lineage: Eukaryota; Fungi; Ascomycota; Eurotiomycetes; Eurotiales; Aspergillaceae
Exons: 1
Coding region: 1-1089 (362 amino acids)
Source: RefSeq, a predicted model, not a curated record
AUGUCUCGUCUAAUCCUCGUCAUCAGCCUCGUCAUAGGCCUGCUGGACAACCUUUGCUUUGCGAGCCCGUCCAGGACCCAUGCUGUGGCUGCACGGACUCACAAACGCGCGGACUGUACUCCCACCCUCACCGGGCUCGGGGAGAGUUCGUCUGCCGAAUGGAUCCUGGGUAAAAAGCCCACCGGACAGCAGGUCCGUGUAUCCUUGAGUGCCGACAAGCAGGUCCUGCAGGUGCGAUACCCGCCUUACAAGGACCACCAAUAUCAAACGGUGAGUGUGUGGCUGGGGACCAGUCGACCGACCGAUACCAACCCCGGAGGCUAUCCCUGGGGUUCGAACAAGGGGUCUCCGCGGUGCACGAUCGCGGGCGCCACCGCAUCCUGUGACAUCCCGCUGAGUGAGGCCCUGCCGAAUGUCAACCUGUGCCCGGACAAGACCAUCUACAUUGUGACGCAUGCCAGCGUGAAAAGUCCCACGCUGGGCUCGGAAGGUGGGACCGCCGGCAGCCUUACGCAAUGCAUAAAGACAUCCUGUAAUCCCUGGUUCACCUUUUGGAGCUUCACAACCAAGUGUGGAUGCGAUAAUCCCCCGCCGCCACCGCCGCCACCGCCGCCGGGGGACGGACAGUGGUGCGAUUUCGGCUCCGCGUUCGGACACGCAGCGUCCCCGCCAGGGGUCGCACUGGAGUGCAACCCACCCUGGGGAUGGUCGAACCAGAUCGACUCGGCCCCGCUCGGGGGAACGCUGUGGGUGGGUGGCCUCCCCAACUACAACGAUAUCAACGUGAACGCUGUCAAUGUCGGGCCCUUCAUCGCCUUUUUUGAGGGCGGACAGGUCCGGUUCAGGUACGUCGUGGACGUCGACUACCGACUGACCGCCGUCCAUGCGCAUGUCGCCUGUUCGCCGUCCCUCACCACGUGUUCCCUGAACCAGUACGCGAUCAAAAUCGACGGAUUGGCGGUCCAGGAGUAUGAGACCCCUGCAGUGUCUGUGGACUGCAACAAGCCGUAUAUCAUUGUGCAUGCCAGGAUCCAGAAGAAGAGAACGGAGACGACAUGCCCUUCUCCCCGGAACACCGGUGCGCAUUGA